AUGGGGGCCGUGCAGGAAGGGUUCCUUAGACGCGGCUCCAUUCCCGGCGUCAUCGGAAGCGUGGACGGCAGCCUUAUCGCCAUCAUAGCACCGGAGGGCGAGCAGAAGGUGGCAUUCAUGUGCCGCAAAGGCUACUACGCCCUCAACACGAUGUUUGUAAGUGACAGCGGCUACCCCCUGGAACCAUGGUUCCUGACCCCAGUCACAGGCCACCUUCCUAUACACACUGCAGAAGGCAGAUACAACACUGCACAUGCUGCCAUGUGGUCCGUAGUGGAGCGGUGCAUUGGGCUUCUGAAGAGCCCCUUCCGCUGCCUUCAGCGGUACCGCGCCCUCCACUACGAACCAGACCGUGCUGCCAACAUCGUUGCAGCAUGUGCGGUGUUGCACAACUUGUGUCUUGACGAAGGUAACGUGUUGGAUGUUGUUAGUGAUGACAGCAGCAACAGCAGCAGUGACGAUGACAGUGGCAACCCCUCCGCACAGAGAGUUCCCCGAGGGAGGGCAGCACGCAUGAUGUACCUGAGAGGCUGUGCUGCCCAGGAUAAUGUUAUUAGUUCGUUCGGCACGACACGGCAGCAGCACCAGCACUACCUACGAAGGGUGCGAAGGCGGCUGCGUCGACAGCAGCAGCGACAGCAGCAAUAA
This is a messenger RNA of Dermacentor albipictus, 648 nucleotides long. Its product is annotated as putative nuclease HARBI1. Lineage: Eukaryota; Metazoa; Arthropoda; Arachnida; Ixodida; Ixodidae. The record is from RefSeq and is a predicted model, not a curated record.